GGUCUCACUCUUUUCGCCCCACAGGAUUCUCGACCACACAGUUCAACAGUUCAACGUAUUUGCGAACAUCUUGAAACAAUGAUCAUUUCUACAAUUAUUAAAAUCUUUGAAAACCUCUACUGAACAACUCUGAUACAUAACGGAACUUUUGAACUAAAAUUCAAUAUGGCUGCCAUCUGCAUGCGCAUCAGGUAGACCAUGUGCUGACGCUCAUUUCAUGCGCAUGCGUUUCAUAGAUAGACAGCUUAUCGUUGACAGUCGAACAUCGCUGCAGAACACACGUGCUCGUGUAUUUAUUAUUGAAUAAUUUACUUGACGAAGUUAACAGACAUGAAUGAAAAACAAAAGGUGCAGCAUUUGAUUGUUGAUACGAGUGCAUUCAUCAGAAAUGCAGCCUUACAGGACAUUGGAAUAAAUAUAAUAACAGAACAAGAUGUAGUAAAUGAAGUGACGAACAAGAGACAGUUGAGAAGAUUGGUUGUCCUGCCAUAUGAUUUAAUAAUACAAAGUGCACAUCCUGAGAAUAUAAAAUUUGUUACCGAGUUUUCCAAGAAAACAGGUGAUUACACAAGUUUAUCAGCAACUGAUAUAAAAGUAAUUGCAUUAACAUAUCAACUGGAAAAGGAAAAAGUAGGAACAGAUCAUUUAAGAACUGCUCCACUUGUAUCAAAAACUGUAGAUUACAGUGUCAGUCAGGCUAAGGAUUCUCGUACUACAUUAUCUGGUUUUUACAUACCAGAGAAAAAUGAGGCUGUAGAAGAAAAAGAUACAGAGAAAUAUGAUUCAGAAGAAUUAGGUAACGAGAAUGAUUUGAAGAAUAAUGAUGAAGAAAAAGUGGAAAUACAAGUGGAGGACAAAGUAAAAGAUUGCAAUACCGAAGAAGAAAAAUCAGAAUCAUAUUAUAGUGAUUCUUCUGAUGAAUCGAACUAUGAAACUGCAGAUUCUGAUGUCGACCAAGAAAGGACAGAUGAUUUAUCUUCUAAGUUUUUAAAGUUAACUUGUGAACCAUCAGAAUUCAUAGUUCAAGCUGAAGAUAACAGCGAAUACAAUGUUAAUGACAUUCUUGCUACCAUUGAAAACACUUCUGACAAUGGAGAUAACAAUGUUGAAUACAAUGAAUAUGAAAGUGACGGAGACAAUGACAACAAUAAUGAUGAUGACAGUGGAUGGAUUACACCUAAGAACAUCUCUACCGUGAAGAAGGAGAUUAAUUCAGACUUCUUAGAAGAAAAACCUGCAACUGUCGCAUGUUUAACAAUAGACUUUGCGAUGCAGAAUGUUUUAAAACAAAUCGGUUUGAAUGUAGUAGCCUUGGAUGGAAGAUUAAUUAAACAGAUGAAAACAUUUAUCUUCAGGUGUUAUGCAUGUUACAAGACGACCAGUAUCAUGACAAAAGUUUUCUGUCCUAGUUGUGGCAAUAAAACAUUAAAAAAAGUUUCAACGACAGUUGACGAAGAAGGAAACCGACAAGUUCAUAUCAAUUUCCGAAAACCAAUUUCAAAGAAGGGAAAAAGGUUUUCUUUACCAAUGCCAAAAGGUGGAAAACAUGCGAACAAUCCCAUACUUUGUGAAGACCAACCAUUACCUGAUCAAAAGCAAACAAGACUGGCUCGCACUAAAAAUGAUCCUUUACAGGAUGAUUACAUAGCUGGAUAUUCUCCAUUUAUUAUGCGCGACGUACAUUCUAAAUCAGCUAUGUUAGGUAUACGGCCAUCAGGUUCUGUUAAGUAUUGGAUGAAAAAAAAUCCAAAUGAAUGUAGAAAGAAGCGAAAAUAAGAAAUUUAUAUCAUAAUAUGAUAUGCAUCGUAAAAAUAUAAUUUUUGUUUAAUAUGUACGUUAAA
This is a messenger RNA of Megalopta genalis, 1841 nucleotides long. The record is from RefSeq and is a predicted model, not a curated record. Lineage: Eukaryota; Metazoa; Arthropoda; Insecta; Hymenoptera; Halictidae.